Panicum virgatum (switchgrass) is the source of this 717-nucleotide messenger RNA. RefSeq lists its product as uncharacterized. The transcript is spliced from 3 exons. The coding region runs from base 188 to 514 and encodes 108 amino acids. NCBI's taxonomy places the organism in Eukaryota, Viridiplantae, Streptophyta, Magnoliopsida, Poales, Poaceae. The record is from RefSeq and is a predicted model, not a curated record.
CGCAGCCCGUCGCGCUCCCCACCGGUCGUCCACUCGCCGUCGUUGCUUUCUCGGAACGAUCCCGCAGGCUGGGAAGCGCCGGGGACGCUGCGGCUUCUGUCGUCGUGAUCGGAAGCUAGCGCCGCGCUCCGAUCUCUGGCCGUAUAGACAGGCAGGGGCGGCGCCCGUCGUCGUCUCGGCGGCGGCCAUGGACGACGGCGGCUCCUCGUCGCCGGCUUCGUACAUCAGACUGGUGCAGCAUCUGAUCGAGAAGUGCAUCUGCUACAACAUGAACAAGGAGGAGUGCAUGGAGACGCUGGAGAAGCACGCCAAGAUCAUGCCCGUCAUCACAUCCACCGUGUGGAAGGAGCUGGAGAAGGAGAACAGGGAAUUCUUCGAGACGUACAAGAAGGAUCGAGGAGAAGAUUCCACGCGGGAGAAUCCUUCCACGCGGGAGAAUCCUCCUCCUGACGGUGGGUCGUCUGCUUCUUCCAAGAGCUCAGCCGACGACGACGACCAGACGGCGGACCAGUAGGACGACUCGCUCUCAUGUGGAAGGACCAUCGAUGCAUGCAUGGUACCUGCCAUACAUAUAUAUUGAGAUCAGAGCUGUAUGCAUGGAGUAGCUAGCUAGCAGUAAUAAUCUAGCUUAUAUAUCACUGUCAGCAUCACCAGUGUAAUUAUGUGUGCGUGUACUAUAUUAAUUGGGUAGUAGAUUUACAGCCCUGCAUCACUUCA